CAAUCGUCCAGUAGACGCACGACACUCGGCCCGAUAUCACGCCGGUUUUAUUUCACAUGACCACUCACUCGCACAUGAAAAUUACUUAUGAAUUACUUAUGAAUAUUUUGGAGAAAAAGAAAUAAUUUCAUGAAGUGAUGAACAUUUUUAUUUACUCUAGAAGUGAAUAAGGGAAUCAAAUAACUGGAUGAAGUGCAACUCGGAAAGGGUUGUUUUCUCAUUUUGAAAUUUUUUCGUCUGUUUUGUGUUUCAGCGAGAGUGUUUUUAAUGCACAUUGCGCUUUUGUGACUUCCAUUUUAAUUGUACCAACUGGUGCAGUGAUUACGGGAGUUGAAUACAUUCCGUGUAUUUGAUAUUGCAACGCGGGUGAUUCAAAGUGGCCACCGGCUGUUAUUUAUUUCACGUACAGUAGUGACUGAGUGUUUGAAGGAUUUCGCCUGGAUUUUUACACAGAGCAACGGUGUACGUGUUUGGACUUGAAAAUUGGGGUUCACGGACAGGGCAAGUGGUGGAGGAAAAUACUGAAUACGUUGUACAAGUGAAUUAUUGUUUGUUGAUUAGUCAAAGAUGGUGGGCUGAGCGGUAACUACGGGUGACGAACACGCGGACAUACGAAGAAGACGAGAGAUCGAGCAAAAGAACAGCCAUCGCAUGUAGCAUUCGGGUACAGAUAUGAUGAAGCCAUCCAUAAAGAUGGGGGUAGUUGCUUUGAUAGGUGUAUGCGUGGUAUUGUAUCAGUAUCACCUAUCGAACUUCGUGAGAUUCAGUCAAUUGAGGGAUUUUAACAGCCCGGAUCCUGCAUCACCCGAUGGCGCUGCCAAUAUUCCCGGCUCCGAGAUGUACGACUACAACGGACUCCGCAGGAUUUCGGAGGAAAUGAUAAGAGCUGCUGUGCGAACAGUGCAAAAUUCAAAUGGUCUGAGUCCCGAGUUGACUAAUCAUCUGGUCCAGGAGCUGUCGGCACAAUUAAAUAAGCAAAAUGCAACUAAAUCUGAGAAACCGUCUCCAUUGCCAGCCAAGAAAAAGAGCACACUGGAUCCCCUGUACAUUAUCACACCAACUUAUAAGCGGUCAGAACAAAUUGCUGAGCUGACGAGAAUGUCUCACACACUCAUGUUGGUCGAAAAUGUCCAUUGGCUGGUCAUUGAGGAUGCCAAAGUCCCUACUGAACAAGUCACUAAAUUGCUCAAGAGAACUGGGAUCAAAUUUGAGCAUUUAGUAGCUCCAAUGCCAAAUAAAUUCAAGAGCACGAAGGGAGCAAAACCGAGAGGCGUUUCUAAUCGCAAUCAUGGUCUCCGGUGGAUCCGGGCUAAUGCCACUUCAGGAGUAUUCUACUUCGCUGAUGAUGACAAUACUUAUGAUAUUGAUCUUUUUAAUGAGAUAAGACGAACGCAGAAAGUGUCUAUGUUUCCGGUCGGUUUGUGCACAAAAUUCGGCUUGAGCACACCAAUCGUCAAGGAUGGAAAAUUCGCGGGUUUUUACGACGGUUGGGUAGCAGGAAGACAAUUUCCUGUUGACAUGGCAGGCUUUGCUGUUAGUGUCAAAUUUCUACUGCAACGGCCGAAGGCCAUAAUGCCAUAUCGUGCUGGUUACGAGGAAGAUGGUUUUUUAAGGAGUCUAGCGCCAUUUAAUGCCGCUGAAGUGGAACUUUUAGCUGAUAAUUGCACGAGAGUACUAGCUUGGCAUACGCAAACCAAGAAAAAUGAGCCAAGCGCACCAUUGAACAUGAAAUUGUACAAUGCCACUAAUUUAGUUGAUCUCAAGCAGCAAAUAAUAUGAUGCAGAUGUGAAAAGAUCAUCUUUGAUAUUGGACUGCCGAUCAUAUUUCAAAUGAAAAUGAUCACCGGGUAGAUUUUUUUUGUUCCGAAUUUCAACGGAAUGUAAUAAACAAUGUGAUCCAGUGCCUAUGAAUGAUUAACUUCCUACUGUCAGGUAAUUACGCGAGGCGAGGCUGAAUGAUUAAGAACGGACUGGUUUCUUUAAGAAAUGCGAACGUUUGAUUAGCUCAUAAGUUGAACAGAGCGAAAGCAUUAAUUUUUAAAUUAACUUAUGAAGAAAAUUCCAAUCGGUGAUAAUUAAUUCUUGAAUUGAGAGAUUUAGUUUUUUAACAAAAAAAAAAGGAAAAAAGAAGAAUAAAUUGAGAUAAAUUUUUCAAGCGCUUCCGAGUUAUUUCAAUCCAUAAACUGUAAAAUGAUAUUCAAAAUACUCGGUGUGUUAAAGGAGAGCGUUAGGCAAUGAUAAUUAUGAAAAAAUGCGUUAUAUUAAAUAUGCUACGAAGGCAUUAACCAAAUACUUGCAUUAAAUGUCACUCGUAGUGAUGACACAGUGACUCCCCCCCCCUGCACAACGACAACCUUGUUCAAAUUGAAAAUUAAAUUUAUUACCCAGUAUUUAAACGAAUUAUAUUGAGAGGCGGAAAAAGUUUUUGAAUUAUGACGUAAUAAUGACACUUUGAGCGUGAAAAACUGGGUAAAGAAACCCUGUCCGCUUACACAGAUGUAUGUGUAAAUCGGUUACACGUAUACAUUGUCAACUUAUUUAUUAUAAUUUUUACAUUGAGAUGAAAAUGUCAAAGAAGAUAAUGCUUGUAUAAUUGUCAAGUUAUAUUAUCGAUAAUUUCACCUUACUGUAGCGACGAGAAUAAACGGAGGAUAAAAAAUGAACCAGGAGAGAUGUAUUAUAUUUGUAUAAUACGAAAUGAAAUGACGAACUGUAGGGCUACUUAUUUAUACGGCAUACUCAAUAAUAGAGAAUAAAAAUCCAGAAAAGGAUUACUACACUUAAGACUUCUUCUUUGUAAAAUGUAAAAUAUUGAAAUAUAAGAUCUCGCUUAGUUGUAAUGAACAA
Molecule: messenger RNA, 2847 nt
Organism: Diachasmimorpha longicaudata
Lineage: Eukaryota; Metazoa; Arthropoda; Insecta; Hymenoptera; Braconidae
Gene: GlcAT-P
Product: galactosylgalactosylxylosylprotein 3-beta-glucuronosyltransferase P
Exons: 6
Coding region: 673-1779 (368 amino acids)
Biological process (GO): chondroitin sulfate proteoglycan biosynthetic process; carbohydrate metabolic process
Cellular component (GO): Golgi membrane
Molecular function (GO): galactosylgalactosylxylosylprotein 3-beta-glucuronosyltransferase activity
Source: RefSeq, a predicted model, not a curated record